UGAUUAUUCUUCAUAAUCAAAAAACACUUUAUAUUUUCAAAUUUCCGAAAGCAAAAUGCCUAACCUUUGUGUUUCGUGCCACUUCAACCCGCCCGUCAUUACCAUUCUCGGCGCGCCUCUUCGUGAGGAUACCAUCCGUGCGUUGGAGAGUCAACUACCCCUUGUGACCUCGACGGCUGUGGUUCCGAACAAAGAACUACCUAGGUUCACCUUUAUCCAAAAGCCCGAUCACUGGAAGAUUGAAUUGCAGCAGCACUACUGCGACGAACUCCACAAAUCUGCGAUGUUUAUCACAUUUAUUGAGGCCCUGAAGCAAGAGGGAUGGAUGAUUCGAGCCUCGAACUCUGUUGGAGACGGUGAGGGGGACACCACCAAACUGUUCUUCAAUCGUUCGUAAGAUAGAAAAGGAAAGCGGUUAGCGUAUGUACAUUUUUUAAAUAUUCACGGAUGUUUGUUUCUUAUUUUCCUUCUCUUUAAGUAAAAAGCUUUUUAAUGUAUCUAGUAUUUUAACAUGCUUUCCUUUUCUUCUACCAAGUUCACUCGAGCAAAGAAAGCAAGUUAUCAUAAAUGUAAAGACGAAAUAUUGGCAUAUAUAUAUAUAUAUAUAUUUGCUUCCCCAGAAUGCUGGGUAGGCA
Phytomonas sp. EM1 is the source of this 635-nucleotide messenger RNA. The record is from the annotation of a GenBank genome assembly. Lineage: Eukaryota; Euglenozoa; Kinetoplastea; Trypanosomatida; Trypanosomatidae.